Messenger RNA from Pediculus humanus corporis (human body louse), 1203 nucleotides. Its product is annotated as Karyogamy protein KAR4, putative. Gene Ontology annotation, cellular component: nucleus; RNA N6-methyladenosine methyltransferase complex. NCBI's taxonomy places the organism in Eukaryota, Metazoa, Arthropoda, Insecta, Psocodea, Pediculidae. The record is from RefSeq and is a predicted model, not a curated record. Gene Ontology annotation, molecular function: mRNA binding. Bases 1 to 1203 code for a protein of 400 amino acids. The transcript is spliced from 3 exons.
AUGACAGAUAUUCUUAAGGAAUUACGAGAAAAAUCGCAAAAACGAAAAAAAUUAUUAGUUCAAACGCUCGGAGUAUCUAAUAUCGAUGAAUUACGUCAAACGUUAGGAACAUCUGAUAAUAUCUCUAAAAAAAAUCAAAUUAGUGUUUAUCUAAGAGAAAAUACCUGCUUGAAAAAAGCCAAAUUGAACAGUGACAAUCCUGGAGUUGAACUUGUAUACACAGAUUCUUCAACGUUUUUAAAGGGUACUCAGUCAUCCAAUCCUCACAAUGAUUAUUGUCAGCAUUUUGUCGACACUGGUCAAAGACCACAAAAUUUUAUCAGGGAUGUUGGGUUGGCUGAUCGUUUUGAAGAAUAUCCAAAACUCAGAGAACUAAUCAAAUUAAAAGAUGAUUUGAUUGCUCAAACUGCAACCCCUCCAAUGUAUUUAAAAUGUGAUUUAUCCACAUUUGAUUUUAAAGAAUUAGGAACAAAAUUUGAUGUUGUUUUGAUAGAACCUCCUUUGGAAGAGUAUCAAAGGACAUUAGGUGUGACUAAUACAGAGUUUUGGAACUGGGAACAAAUUAUGAAUUUAGAUAUAGGAGAAGUUGUCGAUGUAAGAGGUUUCGUUUUUUUAUGGUGUGGUUCAUCGCAAGGUUUAGACAUGGGAAGAAAUUGUUUAAGAAAAUGGGGAUUCAGGAGAUGUGAAGAUAUUUGUUGGAUUAGAACCAAUGUUAAAAAUCCGGGACAUUCGAAAAAUUUAGAUGGUAAAAAUGUUUUUCAAAGGACUAAAGAACAUUGUUUGAUGGGUAUUAAAGGUACUGUGAGAAGAUCCACUGAUGGGGAUUUCAUUCAUGCAAAUGUGGAUAUUGAUCUGAUCAUAUCAGAAGAAACAGAAUAUGGUUCAUUAGAAAAACCAGUUGAAAUUUUUCACAUUAUCGAGCAUUUUUGUUUGGGUAGAAGAAGAUUACAUUUAUUCGGCAGAGACAGUACAAUUCGUCCAGGUUGGGUCACAGUAGGUUCAGAGUUGACAAAUAGUAAUUUUACUCCUGAAUGGUAUGGAAGUUAUUUUGUUAACGGUGAAGUGACAACAGGUUGCACUGAAAGAAUCGAAGCCUUACGUCCAAAAUCUCCUCCUCCCAAAGGUAAAGGAGUUCCAGGGAGCAGAGGAAGAGGUGGAAGUUCAAGAGGAAGUUUUUCAAGGGGAAGAGGAAGAGGUAGAUAG